CUCUCUCUCUAGAAUUCCUUGUGAUUUCUCUCUCUCCUUCCUCCUCUGACGCGAAUCUUAGACCAACCCAGAAAAAAGAAGAAGAAGAAGAAGAAGAAAAAGAAGCCAUGGCUCUUCCGACAAUAUCACCCAACUCUAGUUGCAGUCGUAGCAGUUGGGCUAGUUAUGAACACCUCCCAUCAUCUUCUUCUUCGUUAUCGUCUUCGCUAGCGGACUUGGGCUUCUUGCCCAUGGCCAGCAAACAGAAGAUCAAGCCCAUCAACACCACCACCAGAUCCACAGUAAAUGGUGCUUUGCAAUCUCCUCCCAUCCUCCAUUUCCCAAGGCAAUCCCACCAACCCCUACCACCACCACCACCACCUGCAAUAACUAUUAUAGGACAACCCUGCAGCACCUCCACCGCCGCCGCCGCCACCACCGAGAAGACCCACCACCCCCACCACCACCUUCCACAGUGGAAUUUCCUGCAAAAGGCUGCCGCCGACGCCUUGGACUUCGUCGAGAGCGCGCUGAUUUCGAGAGAGCUCCACCACCCGCUCCCCAAGACUGCCGACCCCCGCGUUCAAAUCGCGGGGAACUUCGCCCCCGUUCCUGAGCAGCCCGUCUGCCGCCACCUCCCCGUCGCUGGCAAGAUCCCCGAUUGCAUCAAUGGUGUCUAUGUGCGGAACGGCGCUAACCCGCUGCACGAGCCCCUUGCGGGGCACCACUUGUUCGACGGUGACGGCAUGGUCCACGCGGUGACGAUUAGCGGAGGUUCGGCCAGCUAUGCCUGCCGGUUUACCGAGACGCAGCGGCUGGUCCAGGAGCGGGAGCUGGGCCGGCCCGUGUUCCCGAAGGCCAUCGGUGAGCUGCAUGGCCACUCCGGUAUCGCCCGCCUCCUCCUCUUCUACGCGAGGGGGGUGUUCGGCCUUCUCGACCACAGCAGCGGGAGCGGAGUCGCCAACGCCGGCCUUGUCUACUUCAACAACCGCCUGCUGGCGAUGUCCGAGGAUGACCUGCCGUACCAGGUGAGAGUCAAGCAAUCCGGCGACCUUGAGACGGUGGGCCGGUACGACUUUGACGGCCAGCUCGAGUCCACUAUGAUCGCCCACCCCAAGGUCGAUCCCAUCACGAAGGAGCUCUUUGCCCUGAGCUACGACGUUGUCCACAAGCCUUACCUCAAGUACUUCAGGUUCUCGCCGGACGGCGAGAAGUCGCCGGACGUCGAGAUCCCCCUGCCGCUACCGACCAUGAUGCACGACUUCGCCAUCACCGAGAACUUCGUCGUAAUCCCGGACCAGCAGGUCGUGUUCAAGCUCCAGGAGAUGCUAUGCGGCGGCUCGCCGGUGAUCUACGACAAGGACAAGAUGUCCCGCUUCGGGAUCCUCGACAAGAGGGCGAGCGACGCGUCGGGGAUCCGGUGGGUCGAGGCACCAGGCACGUUCUGCUUCCACCUGUGGAACGCGUGGGAGGAGCCGGAGCAGGGCGAGGUGGUGGUGAUCGGGUCGUGCAUGACGCCGGCCGACAAGAUCUUCAACGAGUGCGACGAGAGCCUCCAGAGCGUGCUCUCCGAAAUCCGCCUAAACCCGACGACAGGAAAGUCCACCCGCCGACCCAUCAUUCACCCCUCCGAGCAAGUGAACUUGGAGGCCGGCAUGGUGAACCGGAACCUCCUGGGCCGGAGAACCAAGUACGCGUACCUCGCCAUCGCCGAGCCGUGGCCAAAGGUCUCCGGGUUCGCCAAGGUCGACCUCGAGACGGGGGAGGUCAAGAAGCACUUUUACGGCGACAACAGAUACGGCGGAGAACCAUUCUUCUCACCGGCCGGCAACGACCCGGCGAGGGAAGAUGACGGCCACAUUCUCGCCUUCGUCCACGACGAGGAGACGUGGACGUCGGAGCUCCAGAUCUUGAACGCCGCGAGCCUGGAGCUCGAGGCCUCGGUCAGGCUGCCGUCCAGGGUCCCCUACGGCUUUCACGGGACGUUCAUCGAGUCCCAAGACUUAGCCAGCCAAGUAUGAUAUAAAUCUUCAGUUUUGUCUUACUUUCGUGGGUUUUCUUUCUCUUCUCCAGCCGGUGUAGUGUUACGUGGUGCUGCAGAGCGAAGCAGGUCUUCGCCGGAGAGACACGUCGUCCGGUUCCUGGUGGGACACGAAACCUGAAACACGAGCACAAACCAGACUUCCUGGUUUUGUUUGUUGUUUUUUAAGUUUUAUGUUGGGGGAAAAAUAACAACAAAAAACUGGCAGAGACCAGCUAGUAGCUUUUGGACAGUGUGCAGUUUUUGAGCUCAGCUGGUUUCUGUUUUUAUUUUUAUUUUUUUUGUCGGCUUUUUUCCUAUUAUUAUUGUGUAAUGUCAUUUACACACACACAAAAAUGUAAUUUUAUGAUUAAUUAGUUUAUUUCUGCAUUCUGUAAA
Messenger RNA from Rhodamnia argentea, 2398 nucleotides. Its product is annotated as 9-cis-epoxycarotenoid dioxygenase NCED2, chloroplastic-like. The record is from RefSeq and is a predicted model, not a curated record. The transcript has a single exon. Gene Ontology annotation, cellular component: chloroplast stroma. Gene Ontology annotation, molecular function: carotenoid dioxygenase activity. Lineage: Eukaryota; Viridiplantae; Streptophyta; Magnoliopsida; Myrtales; Myrtaceae. Gene Ontology annotation, biological process: carotene catabolic process. Bases 108 to 2000 code for a protein of 630 amino acids.